CUUGCUGUCGGUAAUUAUGUGAGCCACUCCCAUUAUAUCUCAUUGUUUACAAUAAUUUUAUCACUUUGUGUCAAUGGCUUCCACAUAUGAUAACACUACCGAGACAGAAAUAGGAGAAAAUAAAAUGUUUGUACUGUUUCUAUCUAAAGUAAAGAAAAGAAAACAACUGUCAAAACAUAGUGAAAUAAAUAAUUCCUUAAAUUUUAACAGAAUUAUAUUUUUUUACCUGCUCACUGCUAGUGCUCAUUGUCAAGCGGCCGUAGUGGCCUUCCUUCACCUGAGGCUGUUUACUGUUUACUUGACUGGGUGUUUACUGUUGACCUCUCUCUACUAACUACUGCUAAAACUCAAUGCUACUCAAUCAUAUACUCAUUGGAUGUUAAAUGGGUCGUUAAAUUUAUUAAAUUUUAUUCUGACAGUUGUUUUUUUUAAUCUUUGUCAUUGUCAUGUUUUACCUGUUUUUUUUAAAUUUACAAGUUUCCUUUUGACACUACAAGUCUACGAUUGUCAGCAGUUCUUUAAUAUUUUUAUUAGUACCGGGUAAUAAAUUAUCAGAUCAUAAUGAUCAAUGAGUUAUGUUCAAUUACUAACAUAGGCCAUGCCAUAGGCAGGCGAUCUUGGCGCUAUUAGGCUGUUUUUUUUUAAACAAUUAUUUAUUUUAAAGUUGGAAAAUUAAAAAAAAGUUCUAUGUAGAAAAAAUAAUAAUAUAAUAAAAUCACCAUUAUUAAAGUUAUUAAAUUAUGAUUUCAAUUGAUUAUUUAGUUAAUCAAACUGUAAAUGUCUCCAAAAAAAAUAAAAUAAAUAAAUAACUUAGGUUCAAACAGUAAAUAAAGUAAAAAUGCACAUAAAAGAAAAAUCCCAGCAGUUCAGUUGUUUGAAUUUGACAAUUGGACAGAGUUGGCUAAAGACAAAAUGGCUUAAAAAUUCAAAUAAGUCUAUCUUCUUUAAUCUACCUCUAGUGCCACUUGGCUUGUUGUGUUUUUAUGGUUAGUGCCACCAAGUGCUGGCAAAGAUUUUUACCUCCCCCCCCACCCACCCACUUGUGCAAAAAAAAAAAAAAACCCCAAAAAACUCAGUAGUUAUACCCCUUUUCCAAAAAAAAAAAGAAAAAAAUUCCCACUAGAGCAUGGCUGUUCUCUCUUCCUAUGAUAUUUUUAGGGUUAGGCCCACCAAGGGCUGGCAAAGAUUUUUCCCCCCCCCCCCACCCCCCCACUUGUGCAAAAAAAAAAAAAAACCCCAAAAAACUCAGUAGUUAUACCCCUUUUCCAAAAAAAAAAAAGAAAAAAAUUCCCACUAGAGCAUGGCUGUUCUCUCUUCCUAUGAUACUACACUUGACACCACUGAUGUCUAGGCCUUGGGAGUCAUUCAGACAUUCAUAAAUGAAGUUAAAAACAAUUUUGGGAUUCCCCCCCCCUCCAUUUUUUCCGUUUCUCAACAAAAUUAAUGUAAUAAAUUAUAAUAACAAAUCAAAGUAGGGCCUAUUUUAGAGUGCAAAACAAUUUCAGAAUUGUAAAUUAACACAUAUAGUAAAUGAAAAAUGUUGAACCUUGCCACCUCAUUCAAUUAUUUACUGUAAACAACCAGCUGCUGAUUAUUCUAAAAUAUAAACUUAGAUUCAAUUAAACCUUAAAAAUUAAUUCAAUUCAUUUUCAUUCUGACAGCUCCACAGCCAAACCUGCAUCUACAUACUUGUGGCGUGGUUUCACUGGAGACCUAAACAUCACCACAUUUGAUGUGUUCACAAAAUUGAACGUCACAGAUGUGUCCCUUGGCUAUAAGCAUAAUCUGUUCUUGAUUGACGAUGGCAGUGUCUACAUCAAUGGUGAGAACGACAUGGGCCAGCUUGGCCUUGGUAUGCUUGACGUCAGAGUCGUGGAGGAGCCAAUCAAAGUUGAAGGAUUACCAGGUUUAGUUAAAAAUAUUUAUAUGAUGAUAUUUUUGUGUGCAUUUAUUUCAACAAAUAUACAUCCAAUUGAACUCAAUUUCAAAGGGAACGGCACAGAUGUUCAAGUUAAAAAAAAAUAUUCUAGACUUUGGCAUAAUCUUAUUAAAUCAAGAAUUUCCCUCCAGUUAAUGGUGACAUUGAUAAAGUAACAUUGAAAAUCGCUUUGUCACCUAUUUAGUGGUAGUUAGCUAAGUUAUUACACAAGUGGCAGCUAAUGUCAAACUCAUUUAUUUUUUAAGUCUGAAAAUGUAAAUAAAAUCAUUCAGUACUUAAACUAUUACUUAUACUAAUAGGUCAUGAUAGAUUCAUAAUUAGCUCUUAGAUUUUUCUCAAAUGUAUAGAAAAAAUAUAAUAGAUUUAUAAACAUUAUUUUGGGGUGUAUUAUUUUAGUUUGACACCUAUCAUUUUUUUAUGUGCCAGGAUAUUGUAGAUAGUUGAACUUUAACCCCAUUCCAGGUCAUUAUAUAUUUUUCAAUUUCACCUGAUGACUUUAUUCCACCAUACUACUUGCUCAUAACUGGGAACAUUUCCAUAUGAAUUCAAAUCUGCUACAUCUUGGUUGAUAAGCAGACAAUGCUACUAGUGUCCUACAAGCCUAUGUUCUUAUUUCACAGCAUUGCUUUUUCAUUCUAUGUUUUUUGAAUAUCAAAUCCAAGCACAAGUAUAUGUUUUUAUUAUUUUGCUUCCUCUUCUUUACAUUAAUAAUUUUAUCCAUUUCUCAGAUCGUUGCGUGCACAUAGCAUGUGGGGCACACCACAGUGCAGUCAUCACGGACACUGGCCAGAUUUUUUGUUGGGGGUCAUCAAUAGAUGGCCAGUGCGGCACAGGAAGUCUGGAUGUCGUGGACCUCCCUGCUCGAGUGCCAGUAGAGAUAAAUGAAGGCUUCUGUGCUCACGGCGUACCCAAACCUCCCAUCCCAGUAUCUGUGAAAACAGCCUCAUGUGGCACGAGUCAUACACUUGCCAUUUCAUACGGUACUGUCAAAUGUUUUUGUAUGUAAUGAGUUAGCAUAACCUUUUUAAAAAAAUAAUAAAACAAACUCUUGUCAUUACGUUUUUAGAAAUUAACCUUGUUUGUUAAUGUAGCAUAAACUAAAUAUAGAUCCAGGAUCUUUAGUUAAAGUGGGCCUCUAGAUUUUAUGACUUGGAUUAGACUAGUUAAGGACUUUACAACUAACCUGAUUUUAUGACGUGGAUUAGACUGGUUAAGGAAUUACCAACUAAUCUGAUUUUAUGGCGUGGAUUAGACUGGUUAAGGAAUUAACAACUAACCUGAUUUUAUGACGUGGAUUAGACAGGUUAAGGAAUUACCAAUUAACCUGAUUUUAUGACGUGGGUUAGACUGGUUAAGGAAGUACCAACUAACUGGUUUUUAUGAUGUGGGUUAUACUAGUUUAAUCUAACUUAAAAUCGAUUUAUUGAUUUGAAGUUAUAAAAUAAAAAUUUAAUCAUCUCUUCGAGCAGCUGUAAUUAUUGGAUAUGUGGAUACUGAUGAUAAAUCAUCAUAGUAAACAAUGGUCGGUCUGAUGUUGUAAUGGAUCAUAUCUUAGAGUAAUAUUAUAGAGUGAUUAUAAUAAUUUUAUUUUGCUUUGAGAUUAUAAUAUAACAAAUUAACUAAUAUCACAUAUAUUUAAAAAUGGGCAUUUUGAAUGUAGGCAAUGACUAAAGAUUUUAAAGGUAACCUAGGCUGGGGUACCUCGCUAUAUAAGACCAGUGUAUUACUAUUAUUAUUAUUAUUAUACUAUUAAAAUUGUAAUUGCAGAAGGAGAUGUCUGGGCAUGGGGUGCAGGACCACAACUUGGCCUUGGGGAACUUAAGCAUGCACCUUUACCACGAAGAGUGGACACGCUGAAAGGCCUUAUCACCAUGGCCGUCUGCUGCGGGGAUAAACACAGCAUGGUGCUGGUAGCGAGAGGGGAGAAAUCCCCCUCGAGGGCAGGGACUCCGAGAUCAUCUCCUAUGAAAACGAAUGGCAAGACAGAAGCCAAAGAUGUGCAGGAAGACAAGCUGUACCCGUCUCGGUGCAGCACAUGCCAGAAAGAAAUAUACACCUACACAGACACAAAUGAUAUGUGCAUCAUUGACACUCUGCACGAUUGUACCAUCAACGAUGGUAUGACCAGUGUUGACUCCACCAUUGUUGAUGAUGUUUCAUUGUCCAGUUCGUCCAAUGAAGCUUUGAAAAAAUCAUCUCCAGUGUCUCCCCUGGGAGAGGAAGAAAACCCUAAGGGAAUAGAUACGACUGGAGAAGGACGAAAUCAAACCAUUUCUGAACAUCCAGCAGAACUCAAACAGACGUCAGAACUCAAACAGACGUCAGAACUCAAACAGACGUCAGAACUCAAACAGACGCCAGAAGGAGAAACUUCAGAUUCAAAUCUGCAACCUGAGCAGCGGCCAGAAAGUAGUAACCUUAACCCUGAGACAUCCUCUGGUGGGUUGGUGGGAGAAACAAGUUUUCUAGAAACAUCUGCAUGCGACACAAGUGUGCUGGUCGUGUCUGGUGACAACCCAUUUGAUGACAGCGUUAAUCUGACAGCUAUCAAGGAAGUUGAAGAACCUCAAGGGCAUCCAGUUGAAGGAGGUGAUAACGAUGUCCAAUCGCCUCCACCAGUGCCGAGUUCCUCUACAGUAAAUGAAGAGACUAGCGAUGAAACCGUUAAUGUUAGGGCAGUGGGUCACGGUGGAUCUGAUGAUGAGGUUUGGAAAAGACGUUCUGAUUCCGAGGAAGUUGAGGAAGGUUAGAUAUAUUUAAAUAUAUGUUUAGUGACACAGACUUUUUUUUAAAGACUGUGCAAUUUAUAGAAUACAUUUUUUUUUGUUGAAACUGUACUUAUUUUAAAUUAAUUUUUUUAUAUUAGAAGUAAUCAGAAAACCAGAAAUUGGUUGAGAAAUAAAUAAUUUAUUUAAACCUUUCUGUAAUAAUUGUGUACUGCUGUUCAUAUGUUGUUUCUUAAGUUUUUUUUAAAAAGUAAUUUUGUUUAAAGUGGUUUUGCAAAAAAUUUCAUCCAACGAAAUGUUGGUUUGUAACCAAACACAAUGAACAAAUGCUAGAACGAAGAUGGCUGGUAACCAACCGCAAUGAACCUAUGCUAGAACAAAGAUGGUUGGUAAACAACCACAAAAAACAUAUGCUAGAACAAAGAUGGUUGGUAAACAACAACAAAAAACAUGCUAGAACAAAGAUGGUUGGUAAACAACCACAAAGAACAUAUGCUAGAACAAGUACAUUUCUUCCCUGUCUCUACUAAAGCUCAUUAUGUAUACUGAUGCAUGUAUAAAAUAUUCCAACAUGAUUUGCCAGAUUGGCUCUGACUGUGUAUCAGUGCCUCAGAAGUUUCUAAAAGUUGUUAAGGCUCCUCAUCUGAACUCUGCCAUAUUUCUUUACUCAGAACUUAACAAACUGUAUGCAAAGCCAAAAACAAGAUCUCCCUCUACAGUGAGUGUCAAGUCCCUGAAUCUGCUCAACCAGUCAGAGGCCUCGAUGUACCUACAGCGGCAGUUUGAAGAGGAAGUGACAGAGGCGGGCAAUGCUCCAUCAACAUCAGAUGAUGUUCCAAAGAGAGAGAAAUCCCAAACAUCUCUUGGCAAUAUGUUCGAUAUGAUGGCCCAGGUGAAAACAGUUGAUAUAUUUUGACCCUCCCUUCCUAACAAAUACUUUUAAAAAGAUGUUACAUAUUUUUUAGGUGUAACCCUUUGUUUGCACAUAAGCUUACAGACCUGCCAACCCUUACGAUUUUCUCGGAAUGAUACAGAUUUUUGUCAAAGAAAUGUUUCCAGACUCGCAGAUUGCUAGAAAAUUGUGGAGAAAAAUUACUAUGAAACAAGGGCAAGCAUGAAAGUUGAUACUCUUCCUAACUUGCUUGUAGCUAAAAUCAAUUGCAAUGCUAACCUUCAGUUGUCCAAAGAGCGGUUGGACAAAUGCAAAAAGGCCACUAGGGAUAUGCUGGAAAACUGAACUCAUAGCAGCCUGUCUACAUUUAUAUGUAAAUAAAAUGGAUAUUCUGCUCCGUAUAGUUUACAUCUGUCUAUACAUUUUUACAGUAAUGUUUUUUAUAUUAUGUCUUGUGGUGUUCUGUGGUGUUCUGUGGAUAUUAUGUCUUGUGGUGUUCUGUGGUGUUCUGUGGUGUCCUGUGGUGUCCUGUGGUGUCCUGUGGUGUUCUGUGGUGUUCUGUGGACUCUUCGAAGACAAUGGAGGUAACUUUAUUUCUCUUUAUUUACUAAAAAAGCAUGUGCAUUAGUAUGUAGAUUUCAAACCAAUACCCCCCCCCCCCCCGCGCACCCCCCUACAUAUUUUUUUUCUUGGCAGGUUGGCAGGUCUGAGCUUAGCUUAAGAAAUGUAACAUUCCCAGCACUCCCGUACUCUCUGUUGUUACGAACGAAUACACAUAAUUUACCACAAUUUCAUUUUUGGUUUAAAGUUUAAUUGUUUUUAAAGUCUGUUAUGGAAAGGUCUUUGAUGACCUUUUGAAUUUAAAUGGAAUAAAUAUUUGUCUCCCAAAACUAAGAUGUGUAUCCAAUUUUAGCUCAGCGCGAAGUAUGUCACAAAUUAUGAUAAAGUUUAAACAAACAUUUAUUUAAAAGAAAACCCAUUCAGAGUGUGAUAGCAUAAUUUUUUAUUUUUUGUGCAACUAUUUCUGUAUGAACCAGGUCAAAUCAAUGACCAGCAGAGCUUUCACCAACAUUCAGUCACUGUCUGGAUUUACAACAGUGCCAGCUGACCAACCCAACCAAGAAACCAUUCCUCAAAAUGCCAAGGCAAACAUGGAGAUGGGCUCUAUGGCAACACAUGGGGCAGCUGACACCAAGCUCAAACCCUCACAGGGUGACUCAGUUGUCAAACCGGUUGUUCAGAGUGCUGGUCAGUCUAAAGGUCAGUUUAUCAAACCAGUUGUUAAGAGUGCUGGUCAGUCUAAUGGUCAGUUUAUCCAACCAGUUGUUCAGAGUGCUAACCAGUCUAAUGGUCAGUUUAUCAAACCAGUUGUUCUAAGUGAUGGUUAGUCCAAUGGUCAUUUUAUCAAAAUAGUUGUUCAAAGUAGUGGUCAGUCUGAUGGUAAGUUUAUCAAACCAGUUGUUCUAAGUGAUGGUCAUUUUAAUGGUUGGUUUCUCAAGCUAGCUUUUUUUCCUAGAAAAGAAAUUAUUUUUUUUUAAAGAUGAACAUUUAAGCGCUAGAUCAGGGUUGGGAAGACCAAUUUUAUUUAUAAAAAUCAACACUCUUAAACUGUGUCUCUUCUAGCAACAAAAGAGAGUCCAGAACAUGGGGAAAAUGAAUCCUUUCAAAAGUCAGGCACAUUUAUUGAGUGGACGCGCGAGAUGGCUAGCAUGGACGAGGACCCUGCAAGUUUGGCGGGGGAUUCAAGCCACAAGUCUAUCCGCACCAUACAAAUGCAGCAGAAGAACUUGAGUAGAAUUUCCAGUGUCACUGGUAAAAUAAUUGUUUUCUGAACUUGCAAAAUCCUGUUUUUUUAUUUCUGUGGCUGUAGUGCACCAGAAAGGCACCAUGGGAGAGGCGGGGCCUCCGGGAAAUCACAAAGCAACAUGUAACCACAGAAUAGAGUUAAAAUCUGUUGAACCCAAAUUGAUGUUAAAACUUUUCCCUAAAGCUAAAUCAGUAAUUACUUAAUUUUUUUUCCACAUAAACUUCAAUAUUUGGUGGUCUCCAGCACAUACCUAUUUGUUGGUACCAAAAAUAUUAUGAUAUCCAUUUCAGAACACCCCACUUCGGCCCACGACAAGGUGGCCACAAAUACAGACGUCUGGGUGUGGGGGUGUAAUGAGCAGGGCCAGCUUGGCCUGGGAGACCAGCUAGAGAGGGCAGCACCAGUCAAUCUCAAGUUUUUUAUAGGUAUGCCUGAAUUUGUUUGUGAAUUAUUGGGGCUGAAUACCUCUAGUUUUAUCAGCAUAGUUAUCUUAAUGUACAAAAUAUAUCAUGUUUUGUAUAGGUUGGCAUAGUUAUCUAAAUGUACAGAAUAUAUCAAGUUUUGUAUAGGUUGGCCUAGUAUCUAAAUGUACAGAAUAUAUCAAGUUUUGUAUAGGUUGGCCUAGUUAUCUUAAUGUACAGAAUAUAACAAGUUUUGUAUAGGUUGGCCUAGUUAUCUAAAUGUACAGAAUAUAUCAAGUUUUGUAUUGGUUGGCCUAGUUAUCUAAAUGUACAGAAUAAAAUCAGUAAUGAAAAGUCAAGUGUUCUCCUUCAACAUAAGUUAUGAUGUCUUUUUAAAAAAAAAAUGGAAUUCUCCCGAUAUUUUUGUAAUAUUUAACCAAUUACACUUCACAACUGUUAAAUAUGGCCAUUUGAGGUGCUUGUUAAUGCAUUAUUAUGGAGAUCCAGGCCCUUUAAACAAGGUUCAAGGCAAUGGCAGCUGACUGACAAUGUGUUGUUAUAUUCAGCAGGCCAUGAGACUUCAAAUUUUAAUAGUAGCUCAAUUUUCUGAUGGUGAUUAAGAUGUGUGGUUGUAUAUAUUGUGAGAGUGGGAAGCUAGAAAGAUGUGUGGUUUUAUACAUUAUCAGGCUGGGAAGCUAUGAAGAUGUGUGGUUGUAUACAUUGUCAGACUAGGAAAUUUAAGAAUGCUCUUAGCUGAAGCUUUAGUAGAAAAGAAUGUUAUAUGAUACAUCAAGCAAUUAUUUAAAUCUAAUCUUAUGUGUAAUAUCUAAUCUCACAUAUAAUAUCUAAUCUCAUGUGUAACAUCUAAUGUCAUCUAAUCUCAUAUUUUAGCAUUUAAUCUUAUGUUUUAGCAUCUAAACUCAUUUUUAGCACCUAAUCUCAUGUUUUAGUACUAAUCUCAUGUUGUAACAUCUAAUCUCAUGUUUUAGUACUAAUCUCAUGUUUUAGCAUCUAAUCUCAUGUUUUAGCAUCUAAUCUCAUGUUUUAGCAUAUAAUCUCAUGUUUUAGGAUAUAAUCUCAUUUUAGCAUCUAAUCUUAUGUUUUAGCAUCUAAUCUCAUGUUUUAGCAUCUAAUCUCAUGUUUUAGGAUAUAAUCUCAUUUUAGCAUCUAAUCUUAUGUUUUAGGAUCUAAUCUUAUUUUAGCAUGUAAUCUCUUGUUUUAGUACUAAUCUCAUAUUUUAGCAUCUAAUUUCAUGUUAUAGCAUCUAAUCUCAUUUUUAGCAUGUAUUCUCAUGUGUAACAUCUAAUCUCAUGUGCAACAUCUAAUCUCAUAUUUUAGCAUCUAAUCUUAUGUUUUAGCAUCUAAACUCAUUUUUAGCACCUAAUCUCAUGUUUUAGUACUAAUCUCAUGUUUUAACAUCUAAUCUCUUGUUUUAGUACUAAUCUCAUGUUGUAGGAUAUAAUCUCAUUUUAGCAUCUAAUCUUAUGUUUUAGGAUCUAAUCUCAUUUUAGCAUCUAAUCUUAUGUUUUAGGAUCUAAUCUUAUUUUAGCAUGUAAUCUCUUGUUUAAGUACUAAUCUCAUAUUUUAGCAUCUAAUUUCAUGUUAUAGCAUCUAAUCUUAUUUUUAGAGUGUAAUCUCAUGUGUAAAAUCUAAUCUCAUGUUUUAGCAUGUAAUCUCAUUUUAAGUGUCUAAUCUCAUGUUUUAGCAUGUAAUCUCAUUUUAAGAGUCUAAUCUAAUGUUUUAGCAUGUAAUCUCAUAUGUAACAAUCAGUCUCAUGUGCGACAUCUAAUCUCAUUUGCAACAUCUAAUCUCAUGUGUAACAUCUAAUCUCUUCAGUAACAUCUAAUCUUCUGUGUAACGUCUAAUCUCGUAUUCAGGCAGACAUGUGAUCAAGUUGGCAGCUGGUGGCAGCCACAGCAUUGCGCUCACCUCAAACUGCCAGGUGUUUUCCUGGGGAUUAAAUAGCUAUGGCCAGUUGGGACAGAUGGAAGCCGUACACGGACCCACAAGACUAAGGGUAAUCAGUUCUGUUGACACAUGUAUCAGAGGUUGCGCUUUAUGUAUGUGAGGCAUGGGGACAUACGGUGGCAGUACAUGGCCAUAUACUAUUUAUUGUCAUCCCUACUUGGGACAGACCCAGGAUUUCUUAAAGUAAAACAGUGGUGUAACCGGGCCCAUGAGCGUGUAACAUCCAUCUUCUGUAUAAUUAUGUUUAAAUUAAUUAUGGGGAAACUUUCCUGUAUCAGUUUCUAAAAGGUUUCACAGCAUGGGACAUUGGAGGCGGCUCAGCACAUUCCGUGUUUCUGUGCGAUGGUCCUGAUGCACCCAACUCUCAGCCGAAAAUCUUUUACUGUGGGAAGCACCCAAGGUAGGAGUUUGGACAAUCUUUCUUCUCCUUAACAUCUACAUUAAAUACGUCCUAAUGUUUCAAUUUUUUUAUUUUAAAUUAUUUUAGCAUGGAAAAAUAAUUUUUGUUGUCGUUGUCGUUGAGAGCAACUGUACCAGAAAAUAUAAAUGUAACUAAAUCAAUUUGUCACCUACAGUAAAGAGCAACAUGCCUCAAUGAAGAAGACCAAUAUUCUUGUUCCACUGCCUCAGGUAAAUCAGGUGAGUGCUAGGGUUAGCCUGAAACUUACUUAUAGACACAACAUCAUCACAACUAUCAUGGUUGAGUUAAAAGAUCAAGAGAGAGACAGGGAGAGGUAUAGAGUGAUAGAUUUGUAAAAUGCCUCUAGCUAUGUAGAGAAUAUUUGAACUAUUUCUGAAAAAUAAAGAAUAAUAUUGUUACAUGGAUUUAAAUAUUCAAUUAAUUCUACUGAAAAUGAACAUUUAAUUUAAUGUUAAAAAUUCUUGGAGUGUGACAUGAAAUGAUGCUUAAUUUAACCAAUUUAAUGAAAACUGUUUUUAUUAUUUUUUUACAUGACAAUUUUUCAAUAAAAACCUAGUGUUAGUUGGAAUUUUCUUAAUUUUGAUUUUUAAGAAAUUUUAAACAUUUACUUAAAGCUUUCUGAAUUUAGGCUGGGUGCAAGUGUAAUGAUCAAAAGAUUAAAAUUCAACUAUAGCCUUUCAAAAAAUCUAAAUGGUCAUUUGUAUAUUGAAUAAUUUUUUUAAAAAGAAUAAAACAUUUUUUUUUAGUUAUUAGAUUUAUCUUUUUAAUACUCUUAAGAAAAGCGUAGUUCUAAGUUAAUUAUGACGUGCAUAAAACACCACUUUUAAUAAUGCCAACAAUAUUAUUGAUUCACAACUAAAUCCCUAGAAUGGAUGGGUCACAAAGGUCAUGGCCGGAGGCAGUGGCUGUGCCUGUAAGACACUAAACCCCGCUCCACCUGAGACGGCUGCUGUGUUUGAGCUGGCCGCCACUGAGAGGUCAUUCUACAACCAGCUGAUUAGGACAACAAAUUUGCUGCUGAGACCACUGCAAAAAUCUAGUGAGUUGAUCUCAAUGUAGUAUAUAGAGAUCACUUGUAUAAUUUUGUCUUAGUUGUAUCUUGAGACUAUUUGCACCCAAAUGUCUCAGUUUCAUUUUAUUUUGAGAUUACCUGUAUCUUAUUGUCCUAGCUAUAACUUGAGACUUUUUGCACCCAAAUGUCACAGUUUCAUUUUGAGAGCACCGGGGCACCACAAGGCUGUGUUCUCUCUCCUGUACUGUAUACAAUAUAUACAAAUGAUGUUCAAAGCUCAAGCGACACCGUUCCAAUCUUAAAAUUUACUGAUGAUACCACCAUUAAUGGCUUAAUAUCUGAAGGAGAAGGCUUAUACCGCAACUUAGAUACAAGCUUUAUCAAUUGGUGCGAUGAAAAUUUUCUAAAGUUGAAUGUCUCAAAAACAAAAGAAAUGGUUGUUGAUUUCAGGAGGGGGAAACACCAGAUUACAGAUCUCAACAUAAAAAAAUCAAAGUGUAGAGAAAGUGGAGGCAUACAAGUACUUAGGUGUCACCAUUAAUAAUAAGCUAACAUGGCAUGAGCACGGCCAUCUGCUGUAUAAGAAAUUCAACCAAAGACUGAUCUACCUCAAAAAACUGUACAAUUUCGGCGUAAACAAGCAAGUCGUUAACUUAUUCUACAGUGCAACUAUUGGAAGCCUGCUUAAUUUCAUUAUUACCUGCUGGUGUGGGAAUUCAACAUCUGAUAUUAAACACCGCAUAAAUCGACUAAUCAAGAAAGCUAGGAACAUAACACAAACUAAACAUCCUUCACUUGAAGAACUAUUUGAAGAAAGAUAUUUUUGUAAAACUAAACACAUUUUGGAUGAUACAUCCCACCCUCUUCAUCACAGAUACUUAGGAUCGGGCCAUUGGGUACGAAUUCUUUCCAUCAGGGCGAGGACUGACAGAUAUAAAAAUUCUUUUGUUCCCCAAUCUGUAUGAAUUUACCGGCGUGCUUCCUCUGAAGUCACACAUCUGAAUGAGAACUAAUAAGUCCCGAUUUUGCUAAGAGAACUCACUGAAUGGCUGUUUGAAAUAAUUUAUUAUAAAUGUCUUGUGUUCAAAUUGUUUUAUUUUUGUGCUGAAAAUGUAUAAUCCAAUCAAAAACAUUUCCAUUUAUUUAGAUCAAUAAAAGAAUCUUAUCUUAUCUUAAUGUCCUAGCUAUAUCUUGAGACUAUUUGCACCCAAAUGUCUCAGUUUCAUUUUGAGACCACCGGUAUCUUGAUGUCAUAUCUGAUGUCACAAUUUAUUUUGAGAACACUCCAGAAAAGACAUUGCAUGGAUUCACAAAAAUGUUUGCUCAUAAGUUGUCAUUUCCAUUCCCCCAUCCAUCCAGCUUUCUUCACAUCCAUGGAUGUUUAUCCCUACAAGUCAUCACUACAGAAUCUGAUUUCUACAUUCCUGGCUCUGACAAAAAAGGUAAUUUAAAAUAUAAACAUGUACAGUUACAAACUAGUCUAUAUAUAAUAGAGGGAGACUAAUUAUAUAUACAUAUACACUAAUUAUAUAUACAUAUACACUAAUUAUAUAUACAUAUACACUAAUUAUAUAUACAUAUACACUAAUUAUAUAUACAUAUACACUAAUUAUAUAUACAUAUACACUAAUUAUAUAUACAUAUAAACUAAUUAUAUAUACAUAUAAACUAAUUAUAUAUAGGCCUAUAUAUAAAUUAAUUAUAUAAGCAUAAAGCCUAAACAUACAUAUAUAGAUAUAUUACAUUGUUUGGAUAGACACAUGGUCAGAGCUGUUUACUUUGAAACUCUUAAAAUCGUACAAAAUCAUCACAAAAUCUUUCAAUACAUUAUCUUAAUAGUAAAAAAAAAACAUGCAGUAUAUAUAAUGUAUACACCUGAAAAUCGUACAUUGUACGCCAAAAUCGUAAGAGUAAACAGGUCUGCAUGGUUUGACAUAUGGUUACAUUUAACCUUGUAUUUCCAUCCAUAAGAUGGACCUAAUGUUACAUUCAUCCGUGUCCCCUAUCGGCAGGUUGGGGAAGGAAUCACUGACCUCACCAGCACCAUACAGCAGUCCACUCCUCUGAACCAGAGCCUCUUUCUGGCUGGCCACCCUGAAUUCCUAGAGGCAUUCAGGAACUACUCUAGAAGAUUUUCUGACUUCUUGGCUGUCGGUGGGUUUGAUUAUGUCACGCGAGCAGGAAGGUAAUUCUGAACUGUCCUCUCAGUAAUGAUGCAGUACUGUUUAUUUUCAAGGGCUCCGAAUAAGAUAUUUAUGUCUCUUUCUCCUGACUGCUUCAAUGUCAACAAAGUAGAGAAUAAAAUAUUUUCUUAUGAAUGAUAUGUUCAAUUUUUAUUGCAUCACACUGAUUAAGAUACAUGUUUAGAGGACAAAGUGGACAUAACCAAAAUAUUUUGUAACCACUAGAUGUCGCUGCAAUAAAAAGAACAAAUUACGGAGGGGGUAGGUGGGGGAGAUUUACUUUUAGUAUGACAAUAAGAAUGUCAUUUGUCAUGGCUUCGGAUUGGGAAAGUCAUGUAUUUUGGCAUUCAGAAAUUAAUGGAACUCACAAGUUUUUUUUAUAGUCAUGUUAUAGAUUUUGUUACAAUUUUCAUAUUUCUUCUUUAUCUUGACAUAUCUUUCUCAUGAUGUUUCUCUACUUAUUGUUUAAGUGAGUUCUUUGAGAAGAUCCAGGGCUCCAUCAGAGACCUGUCAGAUGAGCGGGACAAGUCGGUGGGGGCCAGCAGCCUCUUCUUGAGAGCAAUGAGGUACCCAUUCUUCAGGCUUGUGGAGUACAGUCGAAUCUUGGGGAAGAUAGCCACUGUUCUGGAGGUUAGAAUCAUACAGAUUAGCUUUACACAUUGGUGUGUAUGGGGUUAUAGAUAAUGCACAAUACAUUUCAUGCAACACAACAUCUAAGACAUUAUAUAUAAGCAGAAAAAAUCUAUUCUGAAUUUAGCUCAAAUUUUUAUUUAGCUUUUGUCCAGCACAAAUUGCUGAAAUUGUACCAAGUAGUUAACAAAGUUGCGACAUGGAAGGAAUAUAAAAUAUUUAGAUUAGUGGCAAGUUUGCGGAGAGGGGGUUAGGCUGGGACACAUUUCUUCUCAAUCACACAUUCUAAAUGCUCUAAAACACAGUGCUUCUCAACCACAGAUUCUAAAUGUUCUAAAACACAGUGCUUCUCAACCACAGAUUCUAAAUGUUCUAAAACACAGUGCUUCUCAACCACACUUUCUAAAUGCUCUAAAACACAGUGCUUCUCAACCACAGAUUCUAAAUGUUCUAAAACACAGUGCUUCUCAACCACACUUUCUAAAUGCUCUAAAACACAGUGCUUCUCAACCACAGAUUCUAAAUUUUCUAAAACGCAGUACUUCUCAACCACACGUUCUCAAUGUUCUAAAACACAGUGCUUAUCAACCACACGUUCUCAAUGUUCUAAAACACAGUGCUUAUCAACCACACGUUCUCAAUGUUCUAAAACACAGUGCUUAUCAACCACCUAAGCACAGAUUAUGUUAUUUUAGAACUUACUCCAGUUAAUUUUUUUUCUGUUUUUUGUAGUUGAUAAGUUGUUUUGUAGGUCAGACAUAUUUUUAUCAUGAAACAACACAGACAUCAAGCAUGCAUCAUGGCAAAGAUCAAACAAUACAAUUAAUUUUUGGACCAUAUACAUUAGUUAUUUUACAAAACCUUGAGUAUAAAAUUCUGUUGAGUUCUGGCGGGCAUUGUUAGUUAGAAUUGCUUACAUAUCAAUGAGUCACAAGAUUUAAUACUUAGCACAAGGGUUCUCAGUAAUAUCAAAAAUGUACCUACCUUGCCGAUGAACUGCUGUUGCUAUUCAUGUAUGACAGCAUACAUCGUUACCAAAAAUUUUCUAAUGCCACUGGAAAUUUCUGUUUUAAAAAUGUUUGUGCAUGUGUAUAUAUAAUAUAUAUAUAUAUAAAAAAACUAAAACUAAUAAAAGCGGUUGUUUUCUGUUAGAAACAAGAAAUGAAGAAUUUCUUCCAGAAUGUGAUACUGGAAUGGGACGGCAUCAAAGUGAGUUUCUCUGCUGAGCAUAAAGUGGCAGAGUUGACGAGGGCAUUCUGGGAAGUAACAAACCCGAAAGUCGCUGUGAGUUCAUCCUUUAUUUCUGGCGAAUUCCUCUUCAGUUUUCUGAUCUUUUAUUUCCUUCAAUUUUCCAUUCUACUAUUUCCUUUAAUUGUCUGAUCUACUAUUUCCUUCAAUUUUCCAUUCUACUAUUUCCUUUAAUUGUCUGAUCUACUAUUUCCUUCAAUUUUCCAUUCUACUAUUUCCUUUAAUUGUCUGAUCUACUAUUUCCUUCAAUUUUCUGAUCUACUAUUUCCUUCAGUUUUUCUGAUCUACUAUUUCCUUCAAUUUUCCGAUGACUGUUCUGAUCAUGCUAUUGUAGAGAUCAGAAAAUUGUUAGUAAUUGUUUUGUCGUAAUUUUUUUUUUCUAGUCCUCAAAUUUGAGAGAAAAUUAGUUGGCAAAAAAAAUUAUUGUUAUAUACUGAAAAUUGAGACUUUCUUUACUGGACAAAUUGUAAUGCAAUACGUAGAUUUUCUAUUUAAUCUUGGAGUCGUAUAAAUUCUAAAUAUGUCUAAUUAAACCAUAAAUUAUACAACAUACCCAAAAGAUACAUUUAUGAAUAGGCUUAUAAAACUUUUGCUGAUCCCAGGUCAAGAAAUACUUUGAUAAUGAGAAAUUCCAUCGUAUUUCUAGGACACAAUGAGGACACCUGACCGUCGCCUGCUGAGGGAGAGUAAGUCCUACCCCCUGCACUGGCCAGCAGGAGGGCGCUUCUCCAAUCGCCUGUUUGUACUGUUCAAUGAUGUCUUCCUGCACAUACAGGUAAGCUGUCUGUUAACCCCUUCAGUACCGCAGGGUUUUGGCAUCGGUUUUUGAUGAAUCAGCCAUAAAAAACUUCUAUAUAGAUUAACGAAUAAGGAAAUAUAUAGCAUUGAAAUUUGACGUCGAUGUGACGUCCUUGGUAUUUCAGAAAAGUUCUUUAACUUUUUGUUAUGACGACAAUGUGACAUCCUUGGUAAUUGAAAGUGGGUGACCGUGACGUCGUGUCGAUGUCAUCGGUAAUGAAGUGGUUAAAUGAAGUCUUCCUGCACACAGGUAACCUCUGAAUGCCCUUAACCCUAGUGUCCUCCAAACUAAGAAAAUAUUUUCGCAUCAUCCCGGCGGUUUCAACACUGCUAAGGUGGCUAUAACUGAUUGCUGCUGGUUUGUCUGCUAUGUAUUGAUGUACUUGCUCAUAAGUGAGAAACACAAUGUCUACAUUUCUGUAACAAAAUUUUCAAAUAAUCAUCUCAAUGAAAUACAUCCGUUUUCCUUAAAAGGUUUUUUAAUUGUAUUUUACCGUCAGAAUUCAGGAUGACAAAAACUUUUAUACCUUGCGCUCUACCAGAAUACUUGUCAUUUGACGCAGUCUACAGCUUGUCAUCUAUUCAAAUGUCAAAAGUGGCUUUAUGGUGUACAUCUAUAUUUGUCAUAUUUUCAAUGACAUCCCCACCUAGUUACCUUAGUUAGCAUGACGGACUGUAAACGUAUGAUGACAGGUAAAAAUUCAAGGAACUGGCAGUUUUGUUUACCAUCCAAAAUCUCCCAUAUCAAACAAGCUUAAAGGUAUUAUCAUGUAUUUCCCUUGCACAGAGCUUUGAUGGGCAUUUUCAUGCCUUAUUCUGGAAUUUCCCUAAGCUAGGGUCAACUAGUUUGAGAUUUGAUGUCCUAGUUUCAUGUAUUAUGGGCAGCUUUGUUUGUUGACAGAUUGAAUAUCUUAAAGUGCAGUAAAACAUCACAGGACCUAAGGAACCCCUAUUAGUAGCUACCAAAGACUAAUGACCUAAAUAAAACAUUGAGUUUAAAAAAUUGCUUGAUAAAAAUUAUUUUAUAUUAGUGAAAAGAACGUAUUCUUGUGAAUUUAUAGAACUGGCCUAAUUCUGUAUCCCUUGUAUAUUUAGAGCACUGGCUUAACUGUGUUGCCCUUGGAGACACUCUGGGUGGAGCCUGGAACAACAGAAACAGAAAAUCCGUAAGUCACUUCUGUAACCGAUUGGAUAACAACAUCCACCCGUAUCUUUUACAAGACUAUCCCGCCAGAACUGUUAAUGUCGCCCGCCCUGCACUGAGAAUCAGACAGGGUUAAAUAACUCUACAACUCUGACUUGUAAUCAGAGUUGAAUUGCCCAGAUAACUAACUGAAUUUAAUAAUGAGAGACAGAGUUUGCUACAUAUCUGGAACCUUGAAACCUUACGGUAUCAUCAACCAUGUCCAUGAUUUAAAAGUGCCUGGAGUUCUAUUUUCCCAGUCGUUGCCAUUAAAAUAAUCAAGUCUUCCAUCUAAAAUUGUUCAAUUUGUUCACCGGCAGGUUUAGGGACAUGUGUCUUGUUUUAAUUGUUUCUAAUAUUACAUUUCUUUUACUUCUUGUUCAUUCUAGGAUAAAAAUGAUAAGUAAAAAUAUAAGAAUGAUAAGAAUAAGGAUAAGAAAAAUAAAAAUGAUAGUUUCUGUACAUUCAUGUAACCACAGAUUCACCCCACUUCAUUAUAUUUUUGUGUAUUUAAUACUUUGAGCUUGACUGCAGUCAAACAUUAAUUUUACUUCAGACUAUUAGCUGCGUAAUUUGGUUAUUUAUUGUAAAAUACACAACAAAAAAUUACUAAUAAAAUAUAAAAGUACUGAAGUCAGACGGUCUGAAAUUUGAUAAACACAAAAACAACUAUUUUUUUUUUUUUAAAACCUGAACAAAGCCAUUUCAUUUCAAAGCUUAAGCUCUUUCAUUAUGCGUUAAAGAUGUGUAGAUUAUACAAGCUUAAAUUUUAACUUUGUAAUUUGAAAAUUCCUCUCCACAGCAAUGCCAUCACCAUAAUAGCACCGGAAGAAAGAUAUGAUCUUCAGGCCACAACACCAGCACAAAAGGUAGGCUGAACAUAAACUAUCAACUCCCGAAGAUCUAAAGAUUUGUUAUCAUAUCGGAUGUAACAGAUUCUGUUUAUAUUUCAGUAAUAGGGUGGGUGGCUUUCUGUUAAAUGAAUGUAAAACAAUACAUUUCAUAUUUCUAAACCGUUGUGUUGAGACCUUAUCGCUAGCGGCGGUAGUAAGGUGAUGGUUAGUUUUAAUUUUUGAAAAUGAAGUUAAUGUAAUAUAUAUGCUUGUUAAAAUGGUUCAAAUUUUUGUUAAAACUGUCUUUGUGUGUGCUUUUUAACAAAUUACUGAAAACAUCAAUGGGCAAUGUAGUAGAAGAAAUAGAAUUAGUUUUGAUAAAAAAAUCAGUCUUCCCCUAGUAUUGUUUCUUGUUCAUUUGCUUUUAACAUUUCUUAAUUUUGUUUUCAUGUUGAUUCCCUCCCCCCCCCCCCAUUUUUUUUGAUUUUGAUUCCCCCCCCCCCCCCCUUUGUGUAAAGCUGAAAUAAUCACUGUUUCUGUUCCAUGAUAUAGUUCAGUUUCUUGUCAUGUUCUCCCCUGUAACACUGAGUAACAUGUAACAGCUGCAAAGCAUUGCUGCCCCUGACAUGCUGAAUGGUCAUCGGCAAACAUUGAGUAACAUGUAACUGUUGACUAUCUAUUGCCGCCCUGACAGGCUGAAUGGCUGAUAGCCCUCAACUCUGCCAUCAGCAAACAUUGAAUAACAUGUAACUGAUGACUAUCUAUUGCCGCCCCUGACAGGCUGAAUGGCUGAUAGCCCUCAACUCUGCCAUCGGCAAACAUUGAGUAACAUGUAACUGAUGACUAUCUAUUGCCGCCCCUGACAGGCUGAAUGGCUGAUAGCCCUCAACUCUGCCAUCAGCAAGCACCUGUCACCUCAGAGAUCUCCCUACAGCGCAGGGGAACGUUUCACCCCACCUUUGGUGCGUCACGCCAAGCACAAGUUCAUCAGGCCAGGACUCUACAGAGAGGCUUCCUACGACGGAACUUGGUUCUCUGGCAAAAUACAUGGAAGGUAGGUGGCUUUCCUUGGAAAGUUCAUUCAGGAAAGGUGGUUUUUGUAAAAAUGCAUGGAGGGUUGUUGGCUUGUGGGGGAAAAGACAUGGAGGGUAGUUGGCUUGGGGGAGGGUAAUACAUGGUGGAAGGUGGCUGGGGGGGAAUACAUGGUGGGAAGGUGGCUGGGGGGGGAAUUCAUGGUGGGAAGGUGGCUUGUGGGAGAAAAUACAUGGUGGCAUGUGAGGGGAAAUUUUAUUCAGGGAAUGUGGUGUUUGUGGGAUCAUACAUUGAGGGUAGGUGGCAUUCAUGGUAAAACUCAUACAAUGCAGGUGGCUUUUGUGUGUUAAGUUCAUAAAGGAUAAUUAGCUUUUGUCUGACACUGUUAUAAGAUACAUCAGGAAUAAAAAAAGAUGACCUUACUGAGCCAUUUAAGAAAGGCACAUGUCCUGGGCACAUUAAGAAAUCAGCAUUGGCUGUUUACAAUUUAACACUCAAGUUUGUAAAUAGACAGUUAAUUUUUGUGUGACUAGUCAGUUAAUUUCUGUAGCUUUAACCAAAUAUCAUUUCAAGUUUAAUUUGUACACUCAUGAAUCUAUGUCCGACUUUCUGAUGAUCAGAGGGACUCUGAAGUGGUCAGACGGUUCUGUGUAUGAAGGGAAUUUCAUGAGAGGUCUUAUGCAUGGGUAAGUAGAAUAUUUUGCUGACACAAUUGCUCACAGAUGAGAAUGCAAGAAAUUAGUUUACUGAAUUCUUAUGUGAGCUGCUCACAGACUGCAAGAAAAUAGUUUAUUUAUUGCAAUCUUAGUUUCUCACAGACUGAAAACCUAUGUGAGCUUUCUUAAGAGAGAAAUAAAAGCAAUUAAUUAGUACUGGAGUGAGUUGUAAUAAAUUUUUUGGCAGAGAAAAAGAAUAGUCUGUUUUGUGCUUUUUCUCUUACACCAGCACAACAGCUUUGAGAGAAUGUUGGUUGUCAACUGCUGUAUACACAAACAAUUGUAAUGAUUUAUUGUACUAACUGCAAUUAACUCUGGUCGAGAUUCUUAUGAAAAAUUUGUGAUAAUAUAAAAAAAAACAGUAAUAAUCUUUCAUUUCUAUUCUCCAUAAAAUUUGAAACUGUAAAUAAACAUUUAUCUUACUAUUUGCCAGCUCUGGUGUGCUAACUAAUGUCAAACAUUUAACUUACUAUUUGCCAGCUCUGGUGUGCUAACUAAUGCUAAACAUUUAUCUUACUAUUUGCCAGCUCUGGUGUGCUAACUAAUGCUAAACAUUUAUCUUACUAUUUGCCAGCUCUGGUGUGCUAACUAAUGCUAAACAUUUAUCUUACUAUUUGCCAGCUCUGGUGUGCUAACUAAUGCUAAACAUUUAUCUUACUAUUUGCCAGCUCUGGUGUGUUAACUAAUGUUAAACAUUUAUCUUACUAUUUGCCAGCUCUUGGUGUGCUAACUAAUGUUAAACAUUUAUCUUACUAUUUGCCAGCUCUGGUGUGUUAACUAAUGUCAAGAGUUCUGGCAAAGAGAUUCAGAAAGGAAACUGGAAGGAUGGGAAACUGAAUGGACGCGGCACCAUCAGGUACUGACACUUGUACAAUGUUUUAAUUAGUUUACCUUUGCUCUCUUGUAGAGUUGUUGUGUUCUUUAAAUGUUUUUUCAGAUAAUUAUCACUGAGAAUUUGCAUUGUGAAUUGAUGGUUUCCCAUGUUAGUUUCAGCUUGCACCAUAUAUUGUUUGAUUGUUCCUAUUGUGAGAACAGGAAUAAAGAAUUUUGAGAUUUUUGCAUUAAGUUAAAUACAGCAGUACUCAAAGGAUGUUGUUACAACCUUCUUUCAUUGGUCUUCACCAAAUGUUAAAUAUUCCGCCUGGUCUAAUAUCUUAUGAUGAUGGCAAUUAUUUCUAUGGCAACUAUUCCGAUGUCUAAUAUUCAGAUGGCAAAUCUUCCUUGGUCACAACACGGACUAGUGUGAUUCAAUAACACUAAAAGGUCCAUUGUACAUCAUGGGUUUAUUUUUACAGAACUAAAACACCCACUUGGUACAUUAUCCUCAGGCAAAAGCCCCACAGCGAAUCUAACGAAAAUAUUCUCUCUCUCUGUCUGGCUCAAUCUCUCUCUCUAGAUCACUGUGCACACUCUCUCGACUCUAACUCGACGAUCUACUCUGGACUCUUGACUCUCUCGGCUCUAACGAUCAAUUAACACACUGUCACACUGCCUUUUAUAUCCCUACAUAACAAAACACUCAGCACACACUAACCCAACACCAUGAACCAGCUACACCAUCUGACCUCGCGACUUACAACUCACAAAAAAAAUUCACGACUAACAACUCCCCCCUACCAAACACUCACAACAAUCCAGUUCACAAGAGAUGUUGUGUGUAGAAUGAUCUAGAAAGGUCAAUAAAUGUCAAAAGUCAACAUUCGUUGUCUAAAGCUAAAUAUUUGCUGCAUGAAAGCAACAGUUUCAUUACCAUCUGAAAGAAUGUGUAACAUAUUUUCACCAUUAUUAAAAAAACACAAAUCUAUUCCAGAAGAACCAAUACAAAAUUAACUGAUUAAAUAACUUGGGCUGUUGGUAGGGUCUGUGUGUGUUACACUACAGCUUAACCUAAAACUGCCAUGUGUGUUUACCAUUCAGCCGAGUGCAAAUAUCUCAUAAAUGGUCAUAAAUGCACAUUAUGAUACUAAAUCCUUAAGUAUGUCUCAUCUGUGGUGCAGCACUUCUAUGAGCACAUAUAAUGUUUACACUAGCACUGUGUUGGAGGUAGUAUUUUUGUUUAAAAAAAUAGCUAAUCAUAUGUACCAUAAUUUAGUAAAAGCCAUAUUAUUUACACCCUUUGAUGGAACAUACAAUUCUAAUUCAACAGCUAUGCUAACGGGGAUGUGUAUGAGGGAUACUUCCAAGAUGGCCAGAGAUUUGGCCACGGAAUGCUCCAAACUGGCGGCCAGAAGUCCAGAUGUGCCUCGGUUUACAUAGGAGAAUGGUUGUGUAAUGUCAAGGAAGGCUAUGGUGUACAAGAUGAUAUUCUCAAAGGUAGUUCAAAAUAUUCUUCUAGGCAACCAUUAACAACUGCAGGGCAUGGUCACAAGAUGAGUAGGCUCCAUGUGUCUUUGUUGAGAAAUAAGUUUGAACAGGAUAUUAGCGCAGUGUGUCACAAAAUGAGUAGGCUCGGUGUAUUGUGUGCUUGUGCAUGGAAAAGAAACGCAUUAGUUAGGUCUGAGUGGCAGGAAGUACUAGGACAGGCUUACUUCCCUGUCACACUUACUCAACUGCACCUUUACUUUACUAUCACCCUUACUUCACUGUCAGAUGUACUACACUGUCUUUCUUACUUCACUAUUACCCUUACUUCACUGUCACACUUACUUCACUGUCACACAUACUUCACUAUCACUAAAAUAAGUUUUCUAAUGAGUUUCAAAAGUGGCUGUAGUCUUCAGCAUUUGUUCAUGAUUGCUCUUUUUUUAUUCACAUAAAUUUGCAUCUUUGAAAUUGUAGCACAUUUUUUUUGUUGUUGUUCAGGUGAAAAGUACAUGGGGAUGUGGGCAGAGGACAAUCGCCAUGGUAACGGUGUGAUGGUCACACUGGAUGGGAUGUACUUUGAAGGGACGUUUGUACAGAAUAAACUUACAGUGAGUGCAGUGUUGGUUAUAAUACAAUAGCUGUUGAGGGACUUGCUGCCCCAUUGUGGCGGUGAGUCUUCUCAGUCUGGAAGCCAGUUGAACUCUAUAACAGCAGGCAUUUUGACUUAAUCUGUUUUCAUCAGUUUACUUUAAAGAAUGCUCAAGUUGCUGAUUCAAGUCUAUAUGAAUUAUUCUGUUAGCUGCUGUUUCAAGUCUUUCUUGGUCAUCUAACGUACUGUCCCAUGACAUCUGUGUCACCAGAUGUACCUAAUGCAACAGCUGAUUUGUUUUUAUUGUAAUGCUUGCUCCACAUAGUAUAUCACCACUCCCACAUGUUACACCAUCACUUUCACAUAGUACAUCAUCAACCCCACAUAUUACACCAUCACUCCAACAUAGUACAUCAUCAACCCCACAUAUUACACCAUCACUCCCACAUAGUACAUCAUCAACCCCACAUAUUACACCAUCACUCACACAUAGUACAUCAUCAACCCCACAUAUUACACCAUCACUCCAACAUAGUACAUCAUCAACCCCACAUAUUACACCAUCACUCCCACAUAGUACAUCAUCAACCCCACAUAUUACACCAUCACUCCCACAUAGUACAUCAUCAACACACAUAUUACACCAUCACUCCCACAUAGUACAUCAUCACAGCUAUAUAGAACAUCAUUACACCCAUAUAGUACAGUACACCAUCACUCCCACAUAGUACAUCAUAACUCCCCUGGGGCUCCGGUUGACAAGCCUGUGGUGGCUCGCCGAUAAGGAGGCGUCGGCCACUGGACCCUUUGACAUUACCCGGGGAACAAGACCACCAUUGAAGAGACAUGCAUGGUAUCUGCCGGAAUACAAACAGCACCUACAGGGCUGCCAACUGUGACUUUUUACAGUUGGAAGUAAAGGCAGAGACAUGGUAGGGACCAUAAUUACAAGUUGCAGCUAAUGGAUGUGAGACAAGAGACUAAAGUGGAAGUUACUAGGCGAUGAUUCUAGCUACGCAGCUAGAGAAAGCUGCUCCCAGGCAGCUGUUUCACCCAGCUACUUCACAAACUAGUUGCGGAGUGGAAACCCACCGUAGAAUCCCUCUUAAAGAGUAUCAGACGCUUCCCCGGGAUGGGUGGGGAAAGAUAUUUAUAUGUUAAUUUACCAUCCCGACUCCUAGGAAAUUUGAUCGAGUGCACUGUGUGUACCCAUAUUGUCAGACCAACCAGGUGUCCUUGGGUUGGGGCGGCCUCCAGCGGAAUGCAAUCAAGCAGACUUGGGUGGGGGCUGUCCUGGCAAAGGGACAUCUCCAAUCAAGCAGACUUGGGUGGGGGCUGUCCUGGCAAAGGGACAUCUCCAAUCAAGCAGACUCGGGUGGGGGCUGUCCUGGCAAAGGGACAUCUCCAAUCAAGCAGACUUGGGUGGGGGCUGUCCUGGCAAAGGGACAUCUCCAACGUGCCUGAUACGCCGGCUGAGGAGAGGUGCUUUGGGCGAGAGCAUAAAGAGCCUUGGCUCGACGGCCCCCUGAUGCCAUUUACUAAUGUAAUAUUUCAGUACAUCAUCACACCCACAUAGUACACCAUCACUCUCCAAGAAAUAUGUCAGUAAAAAAAUAAAAUCUUUCAACAUUUCUUCCCCCCUUGAUCCAACGUUCCAGGGCUUUGGUGUGAUGAUCUCUGAUGACAACACAUUAUACGAGGGCGACUUUGUUGGUACGUCAUAUCUCUCUGGCAAGGUGAGUCUUCCAUUUUGCUUAUUCUUUUUUGUGAAUGUUUAAUUAAUAGUUUUUCUCUCUGAUGUAGCAGUUCCAGGAAAAACAAAACAAUGGCUGCACUUUCAGGAGUACCAUGAUAAUAAUAGUAGUGUUUUUAAAAAGAAAUUCAUAAUAAAAUUUUGAAAAUAUUUUUGCCGUGAGAGUGUGGAUGGCAGACGACUUCUAAUCCACCCCUAGUCCUGUGUAGGUUAGGUCAUAUUCCUUUGCAGGUUAAGUCCUAGUCUUAUGUAGGUUAAGUCAUAUUUCUAGGUCCUAGUCUUAUGUAGGCUUAGUCAUAUUUCUAGGUCCUAGUCCUAUGUAGGUUAGGUCAUAGUCCUAUAUAGGUUUGGUCAUAGCGCUAUGUAGAUUAUGGUUAGGUCCUACUCCAAUGUUGGCUGACUUGAUUUAGGAGUCCUUUCCACCUAGAUAGUUUAUUAGAGCUUUGAAUAAAACCUUCGGUGAAUUCGAGCAUGUUAACCAAUGGCACUGAGACACACAACAUCAACAAUGUGCAACGGUUGUGGCAAAUAGUGAGGUAAAAUGUUUGAAAAGUUUUCUAGAAAAAAAUAAAGAUUUGCUGAGAAAUUUUUAGAUGGAAGUAAUGAAAAUAAUUUUGCAUAAUUUAAUGUUGACCUUUCAAAGGGCACCCUGACAUUACCCUCUGGUGACAGACUGGAGGGAAACUUCACCGGCUCACUGAAUGACGGCCUCAAGAUAAAUGGGACUUUCACCAAAUCUUCCACCGCGCCUGACAACGAUGGCUGCACGCAGCACGCUGGUGGCAUCAAGUCCAGGUUCAGUGGCAGACUUCUCUCUACAUUAAUGUUGAUAACAUUGUGCUCUCGCUAAACAACCAAAUGUUUCAUAGUUCACAAAAAUAUGACAGUUUCAUGAAGGUGUAGUAUCCAAGGGGCCAUCCAUGUUCAUAUUUGUUCAAUGUUAAAUGACAUAUAAUGACAUCUAGAUGACCUGGCUGGUGCAAAGAAAUAAUACAGUUGAGCAAUUAAUGGUUGCAGUAGCUCUUGCAAAUGGUUACUAGAUGGCCGUUAGUGGCCUACAUCCAUCUUUAAUUUAUUUUCAACCAACCAUUUAAUAAUAAAAAAAAAAAAACAUUCGCUGUUUCAAAGUAUACUUGUUAGACUUUGCCAUGGGGCACCUGGAGAAAACCUUUUCUCAUAUGCCGGCCAAAAAUCUAGACAUUUUGAGAACCACUAGCAUAGACAAGCACAAUAAUUACAUCACGUGCAUGGAAACAUACAUAGGCGAACAGUGGAUUAAUUAUUACUGCAACUAGUGCGCUAUCUAGUGAUUUCAUUGGUGAAAACACAAAGCAACAGUAUCAUGAUCAUUGCCAACCAAUCCAAACAUUGCAGUCUGGUCCUUUUAAAGCCCUCUGAAAUAAACAUAAAUCAUUGAUGCCACAGAUGUUAAGGGAGUUCCUGGGUAUAAAUAGGCAUUGAUUCCACAGAUGUUAAGGGAGUUCCUGGGUAUAAAUAGGCAUUGAUUCCACAGAUGUUAAGGGAGUUCCUGGGUAUAAAUAGGCAUUGAUUCCACAGAUGUUAAGGGAGUUCCUGGGUAUAAAUAGGCAUUGAUUCCACAGAUGUUAAGGGAGUUCCUGGGUAUAAAUAGGCAUUGAUUCCACAGAUGUUAAGGGAGUUCCUGGGUAUAAAUAGGCAUUGAUUCCACAGAUGUUAAGGGAGUUCCUGGGUAUAAAUAGGCAUUGAUUCCACAGAUGUUAAGGGAGUUCCUGGGUAUAAAUAGGCAUUGAUUCCACAGAUGUUAAGGGAGUUCCUGGGUAUAAAUAGGCUUUUUGUGGACUUCAGAAUUUCCGGACAAUUAUUCCAGAAUUUGUGAACAGAUGUAUGUAAGUUCAGCAGUUUUGUCCGUGCCCCCCCCCCCCCCUCUUCCCUUUUUUUUUCCCUUUUCAGCUUUUCAGUGGUUCUUUAACAAUAGAUUUCACCAGCAAAUCAGUUUGUAUUGUGAUUUUUGUGGGUUUAUGAAAUGAACAUUUUUAUUUGAUACUUCAAUGAGGAUCCCAUGAUCCCUGGCAGUGGUGUGUGCCGGAUCCUAUGAUCCCUGGCAGUGGUGUGUGCCUGUUAAAUUCUCAACAAAUUCUCAACAAGAUACACAUUUAAAUUUUACAACAGGUGAUUAAACUGCUGUGAGGAGACAAGCAAAAUGUAUUUUUUGUAAAUAAUAAAAAAAAAAACAACAACACUAUUUUAUCACCAAAUUGAUCUGUUUGUUCUUGUUGUGAUCCAGAUAUUUUGGUCGGCUGUGUGUGGCUGCUGACAGCAAGUGGGACGACAUCUUCUCCCAUGUUUGGGCUGUGCUGGGUCAAGGUCAAGCCAUCCAAGGUCACAGUCCGACUGUGGACACCGAGAAGGCCUGGGAGGUCGUGGCUGUGAUGGUGAAUGCUGGGAGGAAAGCCCUGAAGGAGCAGACGGGGAUGUAAGGCGGGGAUAUCAGUUACUAGCAUGUUGAGGCCUGGAUGCAGGGAUAUCAUUUACUAGGAUGUUGAGGGCUGGAUGCAGGGAUAUCAUUUACUAGGAUGUUGAGGGCUGGAUGCUGGGAUAUCAUUUACUAGGAUGUUGAGGGCUGGAUGCAGGGAUAUCAGUUACUAGGAUGUUGAGGGCUGGAUGCAGGGAUAUCAGUUACUAGGAUGUUGAGGGCUGGAUGCAGGGAUAUCAGUUGCUAGGAUGUUGAGGGCUGGAUGCAGGGAUAUCAGUUACUAGGAUGUUGAGGGCUGGAUGCAGGGAUAUCAGUUGCUAGGAUGUUGAGGGCUGGAUGCAGGGAUAUCAGUUGCUAGGAUGUUGAGGGCUGGAUGCAGGGAUAUCAGUUACUAGGAUGUUGAGGGCUGGAUGCAGGGAUAUCAGUUACUAGGAUGUUGAGGGCUGGAUGCAGGGAUAUCAGUUACUAGGAUGUUGAGGGCUGGAUGCAGGGAUAUCAGUUACUAGGAUGUUGAGGGCUGGAUGCAGGGAUAUCAGUUACUAGGAUGUUGAGGGCUGGAUGCAGGGAUAUCAGUUACUAGGAUGUUGAGGGCUGGAUGCAGGGAUAUCAGUUACUAGGAUGUUGAGGGCUGGAUGCUGGGAUAUCAGUUACUAGGAUGUUGAGGGCUGGAUGCUGGGAUAUCAGUUACUAGGAUGUUGAGGGCUGGAUACUGGGAUAUCAGUUACUAGGAUUUUGAGGGCAGAAUUUUCCAUGCAUGUACAGAUGCGCUAUUGAAAAAAACAUAGGCUUCAUUCACAAUUGCUAAUGUACAAUGAUUUUCUCUGUCACAAGUUUUACAUUACAUUUGAAUGUACAGCACAAUUUAAUGUCACAAUUUUGUACAUCUCACAAUGCAAUGUUACAAUUUUAGAACAAUUCAUGAUGCAAUGUCACAAUCUUAGAGCACUUUACAAUUUAAUGUCACAAUCUUAGAACACUUUACAAUUUAAUGUCACAAUCUUAGAACACUUCACUGUUUAAUGUCACAAUCUUAGAACAUAUCAAUUUUCAAUGUCACAUUCUUAGAACAUAUCACAAUUCAAUGUCACAAUUGUAAAACACUUUUUGCUAUCCAUAACUUUCAGUCCUUAAAAUGUUAUUUUAUUGUUUCCAAUGUUCUGCACUCAUGAUACACACACACAAUCACUGAAGUUUUAGUUUGGGGACUGUUCUAUGACUAAUCAAAUACAUGUUUCCAGUGUGAUCAUUGUGAAACCUAUUUUCUGAUUUUAUCAAUAAAAUAUUGCAAAGAACUAUAUUGAAAUGUGCUGGCAGAGAAAGCUGAUGUGUAUACGAUUUUAAAUCAGAAUCUGCAGUUUAGUUAGCGAUGUGGCACAUGAAAUUCUGGAAUAUGAUAAAAAAAAUAUAAUGCUUUGUAAAGUUGUUUUUUUAAUGGUGUUUUAUUGUGUAUUUGACUUCUGUUUGAAAUCUCAGUUCGCCCAGUAAGGUUAAGGUGCAACAAAACACCCUGGAGGGCCUGGCCAAAAUACCCAAGCAUGGAAGAGAGAGUCUGACACUGGAGACAGUCGGUGACAUAUCAACAUAUCUGUCCAGGGUAGGUGAUCCUGUACUGAGCUCAGUUUGAACAAGAUGAUUAAAUACAACUUUACAUCAGUUCGAAUGAGAUGAUUAUGUACCACUUUACCUCACUUGAUCUAUGUGACUACAUAAAAUUUCACCUCAGCUUGAAUGAGAUGAUUGUGUACCACUUUACCUCACUUGAUCUAUGUGACUACAUAAAAUUUCACCUCAGCUUGAAUGAGAUGAUUAUAUAGAACUUCACAUCAAUUUGAAAUAGAUUAUUGUAUUGUAUACACUUCACCUCAGUUUAAACUAUUUGAUUAUAAAGAGCUUCACCUAAAAUUGGAUAUUGUACGUGGCUGUAUGCAGUUGGAGCAUAGAUGGAGCUUGGUAAAAGUGUCAGUACAGCUUGACAACAAAUAACAAUCCAUGCUUUUUCCUAUGAUGCCGGUCACUACCUGAUCCUCUGUUAAACAAAACGCUCUUUAAAUGACCUUGGUAUCCCCUCAGGCUUUCGACACUGUCCACCACCCACUGGGUCAGCUCAUGGAAACCCUGGUGGACGUUUUCCGGGCUUCUUACAUCGGUGUUGGCGCCCACCCCCGAUUGCUCCAUCAUGCUGUGCAAGAAGUCAAGUCCUACAUCAGGAGGAUGUACAAAGUUGUCAGGUGAAGAACGCCAGUGUUUAUGGAUGUUGUCUUGAAUUAUCCAGUGUUUGUGGAUGUUGUCAGGUGAAGUAACCAGUGUUUAUGGAUGUUCUCUUGAAGAACUCAGUGUUUAUGGAUGUUGUCUUGAAGAAACAAGUGUUUAUGGAUGUUGUCAGGUGAAGUAACCAGUGUUUAUGGAUGUUGUCAGGUGAAGAAACCAGUGUUUAUGGAUGUUGUCUUGAAGAACCCAGUGUUUAUGGAUGUUGUCUUGAAGAACCCAGUGUUUAUGGAUGUUUUCUUGAAGAACCCUGUGUUUAUGGAUGUAUUGAAUAAUCCAGUAUUUAUGGAUGCUGUCUUGAAGAACCCAGUGUUUUUAUGGAUGUUGUCUUGAAUAAUCCAUUGUUUAAGGACGUUGUUUUAAAUAAUCCUGUGUAUAUGGAUGUUGUCUUGAAGAACCCCAUGUUUAUCGAUAUUGUCUUGAAGAGCCCAUAUCUUAUGGUUAUUUUCUUGAAUAACCCAGUGUUUAUGGAUGGUGUCUUGGAGAACCCAAUGAGGAUGCUAGAUAAAAAUGCCAUAUUAAUACAAGACAGAUAAACUCUUAGUGGCUAGAGUGCUGUGCCAGAAAAGAUGGGAGUUAGAAUGAUGGCACAUUUAAAGUUAGUGGUUAGAGUGCAGUGCUGAGAAAGAAGGCAGCAUUAUUUUGUUAGGACAUUUCUUCUUUUUCUUCUUCUUCUAUAUCUUAAGGACCCACGAUCAAUUUAUUGAUCAUUUUGGCUCCUUUGCAUGUAGAUGGAAUUUGCAAUGUUUCUGUUACUGGUGGUGAUGAGGAAAUUAUGCACUAGGGGUUUGAAGGCUGGAGGCAUUUUUACACUUCUGCUCAGUUUCUUUGCCUUGCUAACAUUUAAAAGGGAAAAAGGAAGACUUUAUGGUGUAUCCAUCUCUGAACAACUCUAGUAGAAUUUUUAAGGAUACUGGCACAAAACUCACCAUUGGAGAUGCUGGUUCAUGAUAUUUACACUUUUUAGCCACACUUGUGAUGGACAUUUCAUUGUUGGACAUUUCAUUUUUGGACAUUUGACUGUCGCACAUUUUAUUGGUGGACAUUUCAUUGUUGGACAUUUUACGACCACUGAAUAGAAUCCAAUAAAGCCAGCAAUUUCUUUCUUUCUUAUUCCUCUCCUAGAGUUCUGUUUCCUGCCCUCCCUGCCAAUGGUGGACCAGUUCAUGUUUAUCCAUUUAAGAGUGACAUCCCUCGCACUACAGAAGAGGCCAAAGUGUUCAUUGAAGGUCUGGAGACAGAGGACCCAAACAUGUAAGGAAACGAUGGGGGUGGGGCAAGAUCUUAUUUUACUUUAACAAGAACUUAAAUAUUAUACCACAAAUUGGUUAUGAAAAUAAAAAGUUCAGGUCAUAUUUGAUGUUAGUGGGCCUUUUGCAUUGAAUCAGCCUCGAUAUUCAUAAUAUGAGAAGACAAAUUUCUGGUAUGAAGAAGUGCAUGUUUGUAGCUGUUCACUUACUAGCCAUGUAGGAUGAAUCCACUAACAAAUUUAAUUUGGUCAGUCUACUGGACAGUAUGGAGAGGAGUGCUUUCAGGACCAGCAAAAAUUAAUUAAAAAAUAUUUCAAGUUAGUUUCUUCUAGGUCAGUUCUGGACAUUUAAUGCUGUAAUAUAAAUCAAUGAAUAAGACACAAUUUGUAGAACAGUAUAGUAAAGCUUUACUUAUAAGACAAAAUGACUAAAUGCCUUCUUCAUCAGAACAACAAAAAGAAAAACAAAAUAUUUCAUUUUGAUAAACAUUUUAUUAUAUUCUAGGUAUUAAAUAAAUAAAAGAAAGGAAAAAGGGUGGGUUUUGGAGUAGAAAAUAAAAGAAUGGAAGGGCAUUAUAUUAACAUAGAUGUGAGAGGACAUAAAAAUGGAAUUGGAAGGUUAUUGUGUUAACAUAGGUCUGACAGGAAAUGAAAAGGAAGUGGAUGGUAUUAUGUUAACAUAGGUCUGACAGGAAAUGAAAAGGAAGUGGGCGGUAUUAUGUUAACGUAGGUCUGACAGGAAAUGAAAAGGAAGUGGGCGGUAUUAUGUUAACAUAGGUCUGACAGGAAAUGAAAAGGAAGUGGGCGGUAUUAUGUUAACAUAGGUCUGAGUGGAAAUAGGACAUUGCAUCUUUUUUUUUUCAGUUCCGUUCUCACUGCUGCCGGGCUGCUGUAUCCGAUUUUACUCCCCAAGAUUUAUCCUCCCCUGUUUGACCUGUAUGCCCUCUACAAUGAGUCCCAUGAUGACCGCUACUGGGAGAGAGUGACCAAGCUCAACAGACAGAGUGACAUGGGAUUGAUGGCAUAUCUCGGGAUAGAGCAGUGAGUUUGUAGGGUAGAGCAAUGAGUUUGUAGGAUAGUGCAGUGGGUAUGUAGAUAGAGCAGUGGGUUUGUAGCAUAGAGCAGUGAGUUUGUAGAACAGAGCAGUGAGUUUACAGCAUACAGAUAAGUGGCUGAAUAUCUGGCCAAUGUUUGCUGUGAGAAAUUUUUUUUUAUAAAGCUGACCAGACAGUCUAAAGAUUAUCCAAUUCAUGCAAUUCAUUGAAAUUCAUGGAUAUGAUCCACUUACCUAUUAUUUUGGUCACAUUUAAUUUAAUUUUAAUCCUACCCUCUUGGUCUUUGACACUUAUUAUGCCAACUCUAAUAGCCCAGGCCUUGUCAUAAGUACUCUGUUAUUUAAGACCUGGGCUUUAACAGAGUACUUAUGACUUCACUUUAAGUCUAGAUGUCUUCACUUUAAUUCUAGAUGUCUUCACUGUAAUUCUAGAUGACUUCACUCUGGCUCUAGAUGACUCACUUUUUUCUGAUGACUUCACUUUAAGUCUAGAUGACUUCACUUUAAUUAUAGAUAAUAUCACUUUAAUUCUAGAUGACUUCACUUUAAUUCCAGAUGACUUCACUUUAAUUUUAAAUAACUUUUCUUUAAUACUAAAUGAAUUCACUUUCAGUCUAGAUGACUUAACUUAAAUUCUAGAUGACUACACUUUAAUUCAAGAUGACUUCAUCUUAAAUCUAGAUGACUUCACUUUAAGUCUAGAUGACUUAACUUUUUUCAAAAUGACUUCACUGUAAGUCUAGAUGACUUCACUUUAAUUCUAAAUGACUUUACUGUAUUUCUAGAUGACUUUACUUUAAUUCUAAAUGACUUUACUUUAAUUCUAAAUGACUUUACUUUAAUUCUAAAUGACUUAACUUGAAUUCUAGAUGACUUCACUUUAUUUCUAGAUGAUUUUACUUCAUUUCUAGAUGACUUUACAAGGUUAUUGCCGCAUAACAUUGCUGAAUAAAAUAUAAUUGGUGUUAAUGCUUUAGUCAUACUAAUGACAUAAUAAUGACAUACUAAUGACAUACUACUGACAUAAUAAUGACAUACUAAUGACAUCCUACAUUCUUAUAUUUAAUUCUUUGAUCUCCUCAGACGAUUUUGGCUGAUGGAAGAAAUUCUUGAACAUGACAAAACACAGGUAGGCAUUGAGCCAUGUUAUUUUAAGCAGUUGGUCCUCAACAUGACAAAACACAGGUAGGCAUUGAGCCAUGUUAUUUUAAGCAGUUGGUCCUCAACAUGACAAAACACAGGUAGGCAGUGAGCCAUGUUAUUUUAAGCAGUUGGUCCUCAACAUGACAAAACACAGGUUGGCAGUGAGCCAUGUUAUUUUAAGCAGUUGGUCCUCAACAUGACAAAACACAGGUAGGCAUUGAGCCAUGUUAUUUUAAGCAGUUGGUCCUCAACAUGACAAAACACAGGUAGGCAUUGAGCCAUGUUAUUUUAAACAGUUGGUCCUCAACAUGUUUUUUUAAGUAUUAUAAACAGCAAAUGUCCUCAUGCAUAUGAUAUUUAAGCACACACUGAGUUAGAAAUAAAUGUGUCUUCUUCCAUCCCAUUGUCUAGAAGCUGUCCACCAUAAAGGAUGUUUGCUAUGCAGAAGCUGUGGACGUACUGCAGCAGUUAAGGUGGGUCCGGAAGUUCACUUGUCUAUAAGAAAAGCAGUUCCCCCAAUCAUGUGACUUCCUCACUAUUAUUGUAUUUUAAAUUUAAUGGGACAGGACACAAAUUCUUGUGGAAUGUGUGGGAAAACGGUAACCUACUUAAACUUAACUGAUUACAGAAGUCACUAAGAAUGGUACUAUAUCGCUGUAUAGUAAUUAUGUUUAUCAAUUUUAUGAGGAGUUUAAACAAAUUUAUUGGCAGUGUUGCAGUGCACUUGCUAGAAUUUUACAUAAAUAGGAUAUUGUAAAUGCAGACAAUUUGUGCCAUGAUCUAUCACACGACCGCCAACUUGGUUGCCAAGACCCAAAUAAAAUAUCGUCUGCUGCUAAGAUUAGGAAUAAAACGUUAAAAUUUAAUGAAAAAAUGUUCGCCGGUACAUAAAUUCUGCGGUGAGCGUAGCUACUUUAUUGCAUCUGUCUAGAUGCCAGUAAAUGGAACUGCUCAUUUCUGCCAAAGAUAAUCAGGGACUGGAUCAAACUUUCAAAAGAAACAGUUGAGGCGAAAACGCUUGAAACAUUUGCAUCUAUUGCCUCAGGCCUUCCAACCCCGAGUUCAUGAUACCCUCACUGAGUAGCUUUUGCAACCAGUGAAAUAUCUUCUUCAACACCAGGCACAGAAACAUUGCAAAUCCCCUCUACAUGCAUAGGCACCAGAAUGAUCAAUAAAUUGAUCAUGGGCUCUUAAGAUAUAGAAGAAAAAGAUCUUUGGCAAGAAGCGGCGACGACCUGUGGUUAGUCUCUUUCCUCGCGUAAUUUCAGCCAGUAGGGCCUACACACAAAGAAUUCACUGUCACUUAACCUAACCUGAACCCUUAAAGUAUCCCUAAACCUAACCCUAACCCUAACCCUAAUCCCUAAACCUAACCCAAACCCUAAAACUAGCCCUAAAGCCUCAAGUAAAAAACAUGUAUGUGGCUGCAAUAACACACUGUGGCAAGAAAACUAUAACAAUGAAGAAAAACAAUAAAAAAUAAUUGUAAAAUAAUUCAAUAAUGAAAACCCAACUUACAGUGUCAUAGAAUACACUUCUACACACUUUAUUCCAGGUUCCAACAAAAAGAAUUUCAAGAAAAUGAAUAAAAUGCAAGGCCUUCAAUGCCAAAUCAUUUUGAAAUAUGGCGGAAAAAUUAAAAUAUUAUAAUUAUCCAACCAAUGAAAUUUUAACAUUAUAAUUAAUCGACCAUUACAAAUUUAAUUCAAAACAUGCCAUCAGUAAUAUUAAUGGAAAUUUUACUCUAGUUACAACAAUGAGGGGAGUGAAUCCAAAGCACAAACUUUACAAAAAUCACAAAAUGAUGUCAUGGCACCAAUUCUCUGCAAUUGCCCUAGGGUGCCUUAGGGAAACAUGGAUUCAGCAAGGGUGCCUUAGAGUAAAAUGCAUUCAGCAAGGGUGUCUUAGGGUAACAUGCAUUCAGCAAGGGUGUCUUAAGGAAACAUGGAUUCAGCAAGGGUGCCUUAAGGAAACAUGCAUUCAGUAAGGCUGCCUUAAGGAAACAUGCAUUCAGCAAGAGUGCCUUAGGGAAACAUGCAUUCAGCAAGGGUCUCAUUAGAAAACAUGCAUUCAGCCAGAGUGUCUUAGGGAAACAUGCAUUCAGCCAGAGUGUCUUAGAGAAACAUGCAUUCAGCAAGGGUGCCUUAAGGAAACAUGGAUUCAGCAAGAGUGUCUUAGGGAAACAUGCAUUCAGCAAGGGUGCCUUAAGGAAAACAUGCAUUCAGCAAGGGUGUCUUAGGGAAACAUGCAUUCAGAAAGAGUGCCUUAAGGAAACAUGCAUUCAGCAAGAGUGCCUUAGGGAAACAUGCAUUCAGCAAGGGUGCCUUAAGGAAAACAUGCAUUCAGCAAGGCUGCUUUAGGACAUCCUCGAUUCAGCUAGGGCGCCAAGAGCAAAAUAAAAUUGUGCACCAGUGAAUUGAUGAUUUUCUUUUUUUUGAAUUUUUUUGCCAUCACAUCGGGUAAUGUACGGUAUGUUAACAACAAAAUGUUGAAACUUAGUUAAUGCUGUGCUUUUUUUAAACAUGUGUUGGUCAAAUAAGCCUGCUAAUUUCACAGCACAUCCACACUAUCCUUAUUUUUGUGACUGUUAUUUUGAAAAUGGGCAUGUUUCUGGCUUCAGAUCAUUGUGUCUAAAUUAAGGAAACCUUCCUUGACUUUUUAGAAAUGAUUUUAGACAUCACUAAACAUGUCAACAUAACAAGACCUGACCUCCGACCUUAUGUUAUUUACAUUUUCAGUACAGCGUUCAGCCCUCUGGAGAAGCUGAAGAUAAUUGAACAGACGUUCAAUGAGAUUACAAAGGUAAAACAGUAGUAAAUAAUACAGAUUAUAGCCAUUAAAAUUACUGAUUUAAAACAAAAUUUAAGAUUUCACAGAUUUAUUUAUCAGAGAAAAUUUUCAUCACCAGCCAUAAUGAAGUGAUGGCCACGCUUGUAGUGCAUUACCUUGAAGUGAUGGCCAUCUUGUUUGGAGAUGGACAGAUCUAUUUAGCAUGUGACCUUUUUUGUCAAGUGAAGCCCCUCUUACUGAUCAGCUGUUUUCUUUGAAUCCUGUCAGACUGUGACCCAGGCUUUGAAGGAUGAACACAUGUGGUGCAUGGACGACCUGUUCCCCAUCUUCCAGUUUGUUGUGGUCAGAGCCAAAAUCCACCAUCUUGGAGCUGAACUGCAGAUGAUUGAAGACUUGAUGGAACCCCACAUGGAGCACGGGGAGUUUGGCCUUAUGUUCACCACACUCAAGGUUUGUAUGUUCACCACACUCAAAGUUUGUAUAUUGACCACACUCAUGGUUUGUAUGUUCACCACACUCAAAGUUUGUAUACUGACCACACUCAUGGUUUGUAUGUUCACCACGCUCAAGGUUCGUAUGUUCACCACACUCAAGGUUUGUAUGUUCACCACACUCAAGGUUCGUAUGUUCACCACACUCAAGGUUUGUAUGUUCACCACACUCAAGGUUCGUAUGUUCACCACACUCAUGGUUCGUAUGUUCACCACACUCAAGGUUUGUAUGUUCACCACACUCAAGGUUUGUUUGGUCGUACAUUAAAUACACUCAAGCUCAAACCAAUUCAAACAAAGCAACACCGGCACUCAGACUAUACGGGACUCGCAAACCUUGGAUUGUAACUCAUCUAAGAGAAUGAAACCCCUACGUGCAGCAAGCGCAGCCAGAGCUGGAAGUGGAAUUAAAAACCUCAAAAAAUACAUGUAGGGAAUGUGGGGCGGAUUUCAAACUGUAGGGCAGAUAAGCAACUGUAGGGUACAUUGCCAGCUAUGGGGCAGAUUGUCAGCUGUGUGGGCAGAUCACCAACUGUGUGGCAGAUCACCAACUGUGGCAUAUUGCCAGCUGUGCGGCAGAUCACCAACUGUGCGGCAGAUUACCAGCUGCAGGGAAGAUCACAAACUGUAGGGCAUAUCUCCAUCUAUGGGGCAGAUCACCAACUGAAUGGCAGAUUGCCGAAUGCACCUCCCCACCAUGACCUCCCCGCCAUGACAUCCCUGCUAUGACCUCCCCACUAUGACCUCCCCGCCAUGACCUCCCCACUAUGACCUCCCCGCCAUGACAUCCCUGCUAAUACUUACCUAUACAAUUGGACAAGUGAUGUAAACAAUUAUAAACUAUUUUUGUUUUCUUGCUGAUUGUUUACUAAGAACAAUGUUUUCAAACACAUUUUGGGCCUCUUAAAAAGAAAAAAAACUUUAUUGAAUUAAAGCAUCACCUCAGCCUGAAGUGUAUUGGGAUAGCUAAAAAACUAAUGCGAAAGCAAAUUUGGAUAAAGUGGUCCCUGUUUUGAGAGAUGAAAGGUGCUGAUGUAAGUCAUGUCAUGUAUCUGCUAGUGUCCACAUUAAAAAAAUUUCCAAACCCGGUGUGCGCAUACUAGUGAACCCAAGUCAUUAUGUGAACCAACGUCAUUACAUAAACCCAAUUUAUUGCAUGAACCCAAGUAAUUUCUAGUGAACCCAAGUCAUGUGAACCCAAGGCAUUAGAUUAACCCAAAUUAUUGCAUGAACCCAAGUCAUUGCAUGAACCCCAGGUCAUUACAAAAUUAAAUAAAUGAUCCGUAUAGGACAUUUGUUGUGCACCAAUUCAAAAAGGCACAGUGUCUGUCCUUACUAGAACUUAUUUUUUUAAGAGAAAGUCUUUCUGUUCUGUUUAUAUUUUAUAUUUUUUUUCCAGGCUUGCUAUUUCCAAGUCCAGAAUGAAAAGAUGCCACGGCAGUGAACUGACUCUCUGCCACACCACUGAAGGGAUUCCCUUACCUCCCUUGCCUUUGGUUAACAUUUGACCUAAAAAGAAUUGAAAUGUCAAAACAAUGCUGACAUUAGAAAUAAAUAAUUAAUGUCAAAUGAAAAUAUCCCAGUCUACAAUUUGGAGGCAUGUCAACAAGCAAAGAGAGGGAACUCCUGCUAUCCAACAUGUGAUAUUUCUAAUCCAAAUAUUGAUCAUAAACACACACAAAAAACAAUAGCUAUUGUGUAGUUAAGAGCUACAUGUAAAUAUGAAGCUCUUUACAGGAAGGGUUACACCAGUUUUAUUACAUAUCUCUAUUGUGGCUACAUUUUUCUACACAUUUUUCUAUCAGCUCUGAUUCAUUAAAGAAAACAAUUUAGUUUGGUCAACACAUCCUCCAUUCGACACAUCCUCCAUUAGACACAUCCUCCAUUCGACACAUCCUGCAUUUAACAUCCAAUUUACUGACAUCAAACAUUCAAAUGUAAUUUAAAGAGUUAUUAUAAUUAUUUGUCUGUUGUUAUAUGUUAUUACGUGAUUUUUAUGCCGGUAAUGUAAAUUGUUAAUUAUUAUACUUUUUCUUCAUUUAAUUUUGUUUGAAUUUUUGGAGUUUGAAUUGAUGAAUGUGAUGAAACCAGUUUUGUUGAUCGUAGCUCAGUCAAAGUAGAAAAUGGAAUGUACUUGAUAUGUGGCCUAUUGCCAUGUGUAAAUAAAGUCAACUCUUCAAGUAAACAUGUCCUCUUUUUGUCUCCCCUCUUAGAAGUUGUCUCCCGUAAUCUGCUGAUUGUUUUGGUGAAUUUUUUUUUUAAAGUUCUCAAGUCAUAAAUUACUUGACUUGGCCUCCAUAAUUUUUUUAAAAAGUUCUAAAGUCAUAAAUUACUUGACUUGGCCUCCAUAAUUUUUUUUUACUCUUGAUUUAUUUGCUGUUUGAUUGUUUGUUGUGAUUUUUACCAUUUUCUUUUGUAAACCUCAAAGGUUUUAUUUUAAAUAAGUUUCAUUUGUUCAUUACUUGACAUCGAGCAGGUUAGUUAACAUCUAACAGCUUAGUUGACAUCUAUUGACAACUAACAACUUAGUUAACAUCUAACAGGUUAACCCCUUUUAUUAAAUUAUGUUUGUGUCAUUUUAUUUACUGUAAAUAGUCCGUCCCCGUCCCCCCACCCCUUUUCACAAAGCGGUGGAGUUGUGGUUGUUCAUAUAUUUCCUCUGUUUAUACUAAACAUUAAAGAAUUCUUUUGAGAUAUUUAUUUUUCCAGAACCAGAGAUUAUUAUAAUUUCUGUUUUUUUAAAUGAUUUUAAGUAUGAUUAAGAUGUGCGGUAUGAUGGACAUUAGCAGUAAAGUGGAGGUGAGCAGUAUGAUGGAGCUGAGAUGUAUGAUGGUCAUAUAUUUACUCUGUUUACACUGAACAGUAAAGAAUUUCUUUAGAGGUAUUUAUUUUUUCAGAACCAGAGAUUAUUAUAAUUUCUGUUUUUUUUAAUGAUUGACUCAUAUAUUGGUUUUGAGCACCUGACAUAUAAAAAUGUUAUCAUCUCUCGACAAGUUUUUAAAAAUGGAUUUAAAUCUGUCAAAAUAUGUUUAACUGGUGAACAAAGUUGACAAGACUUGUAAAAAAAAACAAAUAAAAAUAACAAAUAAAAAAAAAUUAAUUUAUAUGAAGUGAAGAAUAAACAAAAUUGGUUGUGAGCAUGGGUGGAUCCGGAGGCCAAGCCCGCACCUAGUGGGAGACAACCAUGACACUUGUCAAGGGGCUUGAGCUAAUCGGGGGGCCUAACAUUUUUCAAGUUUUAAAAUAUACGCACAUGUUUGAAAUACGAAAGGGGCCCGAUCUCUGUCAGCUGUCUGAGGCUCAGGAUUUUCUAGGUGCGGGCCUGCGGUGGCAGUAUGAUGGAGAUGAGCAUUAUGAUGGAGAUGAGCAGUAUGAUGGACAUGAGCAGUAUGAUGGAGAUGAGCAGUAUGAUGGAGGUCAAAUAUUAGAAGAAAACCCGGUUAAUAGUUCCACUGUGUCGUACCGGUACUUGGCCCAUUUGCCAAACCAAUACAUGUGCUUUUGGGACUAAUGAGAAAUGUUUAUCAUUUGAAUAAAUUAUUUUUCAAAAAUUCAUUUCUCCAAAUUAUACUUCAAAGUAAACCUUUCUGAUUUGUUAAAAUUGUAUACUUCUAACUUGUAUUAUAAAACUAACAUGUAUGAUACUAACCUGUAUGAUACUAACCUGUAUAAUAUCAGCUUAUUUACUUUAUAAAAUUGAAACGCCUGUAGCAUAAACUGAAGUUAAGUGUAACUUGUUUUUUUCUUCUAUAGACUUCAGUAAAUGCCAUUUUUAUCAAUUGUCCUCUUUGCCGUGCUCACAACGUAACACAAUAAAAUCACAGACAAAACAUAACAGAACAACAUCACACAACAUCAUCACAGAGCAACAUCUAAAAUGUCCUUUUAUUGUUAAAAAUUAUUUUACUUUUAAUAAAGUUGUAACAAAUUUUUCUUUCUUGAGUCAUUUUAAAACUUCCCGUGAGUGAAACAAAUGACCUGCCCACCCCACCCCCCCACCCCCAUUUUUUUUUCGGUGCCACCCACCUCCACUAAACUUACCAUUAGCAAUUGAAAAAUUUUUAAUUUUUAUAACAUUUUCUAAAUCUAUUACUUGAAAUGUUCAUUUAGACUACUGAAAAACACACCAGGAUCUUGGAAUCCCCUUGUUGCCUGUUUCCAGCUAUACCCAACUCUUUGGUUGCAGUUGAACUUUUUGUUUCCUCUGUCGAGUUGUUUCUGUACCGUACUUGUCACAUUAAAGGAUCUUGACAUUCAUUUGUUAUAUUUCAUCUUCCUUCCAUUUGAGCAGAUUGUAUCAUUUCAUUACAAAUGACAUUUUGUAAAUCAUUUCUUCGGCCCACAAUGACUUUUUUCUUUGUUACAACAACAGCCACUAUAGCAAAUAACAUAGUCCUCAACGACCAAGCCAUCUACUUCCAAGCCAUCUACUUCA
Messenger RNA from Lymnaea stagnalis (great pond snail), 40314 nucleotides. The record is from the annotation of a GenBank genome assembly. Lineage: Eukaryota; Metazoa; Mollusca; Gastropoda; Lymnaeidae.